Messenger RNA from Orcinus orca (killer whale), 4719 nucleotides. RefSeq names its product integrin subunit alpha 7 (gene ITGA7). Gene Ontology annotation, biological process: cell-cell adhesion; cell-matrix adhesion; cell adhesion mediated by integrin. Gene Ontology annotation, cellular component: external side of plasma membrane; integrin complex. Lineage: Eukaryota; Metazoa; Chordata; Mammalia; Artiodactyla; Delphinidae. Gene Ontology annotation, molecular function: integrin binding. The transcript has 25 exons. The record is from RefSeq and is a predicted model, not a curated record. Bases 941 to 4249 code for a protein of 1102 amino acids.
GAACGUGGGUUUCGUACCCACAUUGCAGAACCAGUUUUUAAUCUCCUCUGGAUCUCAGGCUCCCAGGAGGGUGGUUGUUGCCAGGCUGUCCAUCACGGUUCGGUUGUUGCGGGAGCAGAGGCUCCCAGGACUCAUUGAAAUUCUUUGCCUUCUCUGGCCGUUCCCUCCUGGCAGCUCUGGUCGGUUUUCAGUUGAUCCUCAGCUCCUCCCUCUAGGGGGGGAAUGCUUUCCUCUCUCUUCCAGCUCGCUCUCUUCUCACCACCCCACCAAAGUCCCUCAGCUCUGGCUGCUCAUUGUCCAGAAGAAACAUUUUAGGCCCUUACAGCGGCCUCCUAGGGAGCUUUGCUAAUUUGGCUGGCUAUGUGUGGUGAAUGUGCAAUUCCAUCUCUGUCCUUUUGUGGUCAGGGAAUGCAAACCCAUUUAUUUCAGUCUUACCAGUAGAAUAAGCUGCUGCCAAAGUAAAAGGUAAAUUAUAUAAUACCUCUGUGAACUAAAGAGAAAUGCUUCUGGGAUUAAUCCCAACAAGAAAAAAUUAUAAACAUCAGCAACAUAUUCUUGCUAUUACAACAUUCUCUCUUGGUGUACUGUGCACUGACAUGCCGGGUGACUUUGGGCAAGUUGCUUAUCCACUCCGGGUGUUGGUUUUCUCCUUAGGAAAAUUAGAAGAUCGGAUUAAAUCAGUGAUUCUCAGCCCUGGCUAUACAUUAGAAUCAUCUGGGGAAGUUUUAAAAACUAUGCCUUGGUUGAAGACCAAUUAACUAGAUCUCUGAGGGUGGAGGCCUGGUAUAAUUAUUUUUUAAAAAGUUGUUCAGGUGAUUCUUUUUUUUUUUUUUUUUUGGUAUGCGGGCCUCUCACUGUUGUGGUCUCUCCCGUUGCGGAGCACAGGCUCUGGACGCACAGGCUCAGCGGCCAUGGCUCACGGGCCCAGCUGCUCCGCGGCAUGUGGGAUCUUCCCGGACCGGGGCACGAACCCGCGUCCCCUGCAUCGGCAGGCGGACUCUCAACCGCUGCGCCACCAGGGAAGCCCAGGCUGCUGGUGGGCGCUCCCCAGGCCCUGGCCCUGCCUGGGCAGCAGGCGAAUCGUACUGGAGGCCUCUUCGCUUGCCCCCUGAGCCUGGAAGAGACUGACUGCUACAGAGUGGACAUCGACCGGGGAGCUGACGUGCAGAAGGAGAGUAAGGAGAACCAGUGGUUGGGAGUCAGUGUUCAGAGCCAGGGACCUGGGGGCAAGAUUGUUACCUGUGCACACCGAUACGAGGCGCGGCAGCGUGUGGACCAGACACUGGAGACGAGGGACGUGAUUGGUCGCUGCUUUGUGCUAAGCCAGGAUCUGGCCGUCCGCGAUGAGCUGGAUGGCGGGGAGUGGAAGUUCUGUGAGGGACGCCCCCAGGGCCACGAGCAAUUUGGGUUCUGCCAGCAGGGCACGGCUGCUGCCUUCUCCCCCGACAGCCACUACCUCCUCUUUGGGGCCCCAGGAACCUAUAACUGGAAGGGCACGGCCAGGGUGGAGCUCUGUGUGCAGGGCUCAGCGGACCUGGCACAUCUGGACGACGGGCCCUACGAGGCGGGGGGUGAGAAGGAGCAGGACCCCCGCCUCAUCCCUGUCCCUGCCAACAGCUACUUUGGUUUCUCCAUCGACUCGGGGAAGAGUCUGGUGCGAGCAGAGGAGCUGAGCUUUGUGGCAGGGGCCCCCCGUGCCAACCACAAGGGUGCUGUGGUCAUUCUGCGCAAAGACAGCGCCAGUCGCCUGGUGCCUGAAGUUAUGCUGUCCGGGGAGCGCCUGACCUCUGGCUUUGGCUACUCGCUGGCGGUGGCUGACCUUAACAAUGACGGCUGGACAGAUCUGGUAGUGGGUGCCCCCUACUUCUUUGAGCGCCAAGAAGAACUGGGGGGUGCCGUGUAUGUGUACAUGAACCAGGGGGGUCACUGGGCUGGGGUCUCCCCUCUCCGGCUCUGCGGCUCUCCUGACUCCAUGUUUGGGAUCAGUCUGGCUGUCCUGGGGGACCUCAACCAAGAUGGCUUCCCAGACCUUGCUGUAGGGGCUCCCUUCGACGGGGAUGGGAAAGUCUUUAUCUACCACGGGAGCAGCCUGGGGCUUGUCGUCAAACCUUCCCAGGUGCUGGAGGGCGAGGCUGUGGGCAUAAGGAGCUUUGGUUACUCUCUGUCGGGCGGCCUGGAUGUGGAUGGGAACCGCUACCCGGACCUGCUGGUGGGCUCCCUGGCCGACACUGCCGUGCUCUUCAGGGCCAGGCCUGUCCUCCACGUCUCCCACGAGGUCUCUAUUCUUCCAAGAAGCAUCGACCUAGAACAGCCCAACUGCGCCAGUGGCCACUCGGUCUGCAUGGACCUCAGGGUCUGUUUCAGCUACAUUGCAUCGCCCAGCAGCUACAGCCCCGCUGUGGCCCUGGAGUACACGUUAGACGGGGACACGGACCGGAGGCUCCGGGGACAGGUGCCCCGUGUAACCUUCCUGAGCCGUGGCCCAGAUGACCCCAAGCACCAGGCCUCGGGCACCGUGUGGCUGAAACACCAGCAUGACCGAGUCUGUGGAGACACUAUGCUUCAGCUCCAGGAGAAUGUCAAAGACAAGCUUCGGGCCAUCGUGGUGACUCUGUCCUAUAGUCUCCAGACCCCUCGGCUCCGGCGACAGGCUCCUGCCCAGGGGCUGCCCCCCGUGGCCCCCAUCCUCAAUGCCCACCAGCCCAGCACCCAGCGGACAGAGAUCCACUUUCUGAAGCAAGGCUGUGGUGAAGACAAGGUGUGUCAGAGCAACCUGCAGCUGGUCCACGCCCGGUUCUGCACCCGUGUCAGCGACACGGAGUUUCAGCCUCUGCCCAUGGAUGCGGAUGGGACGACAGCCCUGUUUGCACUGAGUGGGCAGCCAGUCAUCGGCCUGGAGCUGAAGGUCACCAAUCUGCCUUCGGACCCAGCCCAGCCCCAGGCUAAUGGGGAUGACGCCCAUGAAGCCCAGCUCCUGGUCACCCUCCCUGCCUCUCUGCACUAUUCAGGAGUCCGGGCCCUGGACCCUGCGGAGAAGCCGCUGUGCCUGUCCAAUGAGAACGCCUCCCAUGUUGAGUGUGAGCUGGGGAACCCCAUGAAGAGAGGUGCCCAGGCCACCUUCUACCUCAUCCUUAGCACCUCAGGGAUCACCAUUGAGACCACAGAGCUGGAGGUGGAGCUGCUGUUGGCCACGAUCAGCGAGCAGGAGCUGCGGCCGGUCUCUGCCCGAGCCCGUGUCUUCAUCGAGCUGCCGCUGUCCAUCACGGGGGUGGCCAUUCCCCAGCAGCUCUUCUUCUCUGGUGUGGUGCGGGGCGAGAGCGCCAUGCAGUCUGAGCGGGACGUGGGCAGCAAGGUCAAGUAUGAGGUUACGGUCUCCAACCAAGGCCAGUCACUCAAGACCCUGGGCUCGGCCUUCCUCAACAUCAUGUGGCCCCACGAGAUUGCCAACGGGAAGUGGCUGCUGUACCCCAUGCGGGUGGAGCUGGAGGGCGGGCAGGGGCCGGGGACGAGGGGACUCUGUUCCCCCAGGCCCAACGUCCUCCACCUGGAUGUGGACAGCAGGGACAGGAGGCGGCGGGAGCUGGGGCAGCCGGAGCCACGGGAGCCUCACGAGCAGCCGGAGCCCAGCACGUCCUGGUGGCCAGUGUCCUCUGCUGAGAAGAAGAAAAACGUCACCCUGGACUGCACCCGGGGCACGGCCAGCUGCGUGGUGUUCAGCUGCCCUCUCUACAGCUUUGACCGUGCAGCUGUGCUGCAUGUCUGGGGCCGCCUCUGGAACAGCACCUUCCUGGAGGAGUACUCAGCUGUGAAGUCCCUGGAAGUGAUUGUUCAAGCCAACAUCACCGUGAAGUCCUCCAUCAAGAACUUGCUGCUCAGAGAUGCCUCCACAGUGAUCCCAGUGAUGGUAUACCUGGACCCCGUGGCUGUGGUGGCAGAAGGAGUCCCCUGGUGGGCCAUCCUUCUGGCUGUACUGGCCGGGCUGCUGGUGCUGGCGCUGCUGGUGCUGCUGAUGUGGAAGAUGGGAUUCUUCAAGCGGGCGCGGUACCCCGAAGCCACUGUGCCCCAGUACCACGCGGUGAAGAUCCCACGGGAAGACCGGCAACAGUUCAAGGAAGAGAAGACGGGCACCAUCCUGAGGAAUAACUGGGGCGGCCCCCGGGGCGGAGGGCCCGAUGCACACCCCAUCCUGGCUGCGGAUGGGCACCCGGAGCCGGGCUCCGAUGGGCACCCUGUGCCAGGCACUGCCUAGCCUCCUCCUUCCCAGCCUGGCCCAUGGGUCCCCUGCACCCCUUCCCCAGAGAUGGCUCCUAGGGAUGAAGGGGGCAGGCUGGGUUGCCGGUGUCCCAUCAGGAUGUGGCAGGAUCUGUUUUCUCAGGGGCACAGACCUCUCUCCCCGUGAGGACCACACCCACCCCCCCCAAACCUCCCCUUAGGAUGCUGUGAGAUGAGAGGGGGUAAAUCAGGGAUGGGUGAGGAGGGCAGUGGUGUCCUGAUGCAAAAGUGGGGAGAAGGGACCCUAAUCCUUCCCUCUCCCAUUCACCCUGUAUAAUGAGACCCCGAGGACCUAUCUCCCUGAAAGUGCCUUAAGCCCAGAGGGUGGGGAGGAGGUUAUGUCGCUGACUCAGGGGCUCUUCCCUCCCUGGCUUCCCCUCUCCUCUGACCUUAGUUUGCUGCAUCCAUCAGUGGGUUUUGUCUAUUUAUUAAAAACGAUGUGAGGAC